This is a messenger RNA of Talaromyces amestolkiae, 1635 nucleotides long. RefSeq lists its product as uncharacterized. Lineage: Eukaryota; Fungi; Ascomycota; Eurotiomycetes; Eurotiales; Trichocomaceae. Gene Ontology annotation, molecular function: transmembrane transporter activity. The record is from RefSeq and is a predicted model, not a curated record. Gene Ontology annotation, biological process: transmembrane transport. The transcript has 2 exons. The coding region runs from base 1 to 1635 and encodes 544 amino acids. Gene Ontology annotation, cellular component: membrane.
AUGGAUCAAGACAAAAUCGACACCGCCCACCACCAACAUGUUAUCGACGACGAGACCAUCAAACACGCCGACCGCGCCGCCACUCUUGUAAAUGGCGAGCGCGUCCUCCUCACCGAGGAAGACUCCAAGCGCAUCUGUCGCAAGACUGACAAGCGCAUCCUCGUCGUCUUGAUGUGGGUUUAUUUCCUGCAGAUUGUCGACAAGACCGUGCUCGGGUACGGUGCCACUUUUGGUCUGCGUCAAGACACAGGCCUGACAGGCAGUCAGUAUUCGCUGGUUGGCUCGAUUGCGUCGAUGGCUCAAUUGGCGUGGCAGCCCAUGUCGUCGUAUCUGAUUGUACGAGUGCCGCAUCGCAUUUUAAUGCCUGCUCUUGUCCUUGGAUGGGGUGUUUCUGCGGCGUCGAUGGCUGCUUGCCACAAUUUCAGUGGAUUGCUGGCAACUCGUUUCUUCUUGGGCUUGUUUGAGGCUGGUUGUUUGCCGCUGUUUAGUGUCAUCACUGCUCAAUGGUAUCGACGAGCUGAGCAACCCUUAAGAGUCGCUCUGUGGUACGGAACAAACGGUAUCGGCAAUCUCUUUUCUGCUGCAUUGAGUGUCGGUCUUGCCCAUAUUCACUCGGACGUGCUGAGAUCAUGGCAAAUUAUCUUCCUCUUCGUUGGAUUACUCACCAUCGUCUCCGUACCUAUGAUCUUCUUGCUGCUCGACAAUGACAUCGCUUCCGCGCGCUUUCUCAACGAGGAAGAAAAGCGUAUGGCUGUCGAGCGUCUCCGAGCGAAUCAAACCGGUACUGGUAAUCGCGAGUACAAGUGGAAGCACGUGUGGGAAGCACUCCUCGAGCCCAAAACAUGGCUCUUCUUCUCUAUGAGUUUCUUGCUCAACGUCGGCGCCAGUGUUACCAAUAUCUUUGGCCCAUUGAUCUUGCAGGGCUUCGGAUUUGACUCUUACACUACUAGCUUGCUUAAUAUGCCAUUCGGCGUCAUGCAGACUUCGGUCAUUCUGGUCGCGUGCUACCUCGCUCAAAAGACAAGCAUCAAAGCCAGUAUUUUGCUCGCCUUGAUCGCCCCCGUCGUCGCCGGUCUGGCAAUCCUCUACGCCGUCCCCCACGCACACCACACCGCUGCCUUGCUCGUGGGCUACUAUCUAUUGGCAUUCCUCUUCGGCGGUAACCCUCUGAUCGUAUCCUGGAUCGUCGGAAACACCGGCGGCGCCACAAAACGCUCCUUCGUAGCCAGCGUCUACAACGCUGCUAGCAGCGCCGGCAACAUCGUCGGCCCUCUACUCUUCAAUUCCAAGGACGCACCCACCUACCACCCCGGUCUCCGCGACUGCCUCGCCAUCUUUAUCGCUCUGGUGGUCGUCGUCGCCCUGCAAUGGGUAAACCUGAUGUGGCUAAACAAGCGUCAAGAAAAGAAGCGCGUAGCAAACGGCAAGCCCGCCAAAAUGGUGGAUCAUUCCAUGCAGAAACACUACCAUGAUUUUGCAGAGGAUAACAAGACGGCUGGUAUGGUUGAGCAGAUUGAGCAGACCGAGCAGCCUAAGAUUGGUGCAAAUGGACUCGAAAUGCAGGAGGAGAUUGGCGAGAAAGCGUUUUUGGAUUUGACGGAUCGUCAAAAUGAUGAGUUUGUGUAUAUUUACUAG